UUUUACCACUGGAGCCCCAAAGGAUGUUGUGCACAUGCGCGGUGGGCAAUCUACCGGAGCACGAGAGGUAGGGAAGGAAGUCCUAAUGGCGGAGACUGUACGGUCGCCUUUUGACUACCGGGAACCACCGACCCUCGACAGCGACGGGGAUGGAAGUAAACCGCCGCCGCCAAGGGGCCGCGUGUGCGGGAGGAAAAGGAAAGGGACACCUGUGAAGGUGUGUGACCGAGCGUAUGUAACAGAAGAUGAGGAGGAGGAGAGCAUGUCAGAACACAGCUACAGCCCUGGUGAUAGCCAGUAUCCAGAGGGUGCAGAAGACCGCCUCCCUCCCCCUGGCAGUCCAUAUUACCUUCCAGAUCCCACUCAGCUCUGUGUUCCAGAGUUGGGGGAGGAGGGAGCGAGUGGUGUCCGGGGGCCAGUGCUCUUCCAUCCGCCGCCAAACUGUCGUAUUCGAGAAGUCCACUGUGGUACCCAGGUGCGGUUGGUUGUCAUAGCAAUCCGAGACAUUGCCAAAGGGGAGGAGAUCACAGUCGACUACAGCCUGACGGACUGGGGCGAGAAUGCAUUGGAGGAAGAAGCUGGCCCCCACCCGCUGUCCCUUUCCGUUUCUGAUUACCUAACCCCAUCCUGGUCAUUAUCACCCUCAUCCUCCCCACUCACCCACUCUGAGCCUAGUGACUCAGACCGUGAGGAGGACGAAGAGGAAGAAGACGAUGAUGACGAUGAUGAUGAUGAAGAAGAGGAAAUUGAGGAGAUAAGAGGUCGGAUGCUCCGCCGCCGCAAGAAGCGCAAGCUGCCCACAGUGGUCAAUUCAAAGAAGAAGAGCACGCCUACUUCCUCCAGAGGACCUGGGCGUCCCUGCUCAUUUUCUCGUCCAGCACCUGUCACACCUCCAACCAGAUCCCAGGCACCGGGCGCCCUCGCACCCCCGACCACCAACAUCAACAACAACAUUAACAUAAACAUUGGCAGCUCCAGUGGUGCCACGGUGAGCCGACGGCAGCAUUGCCCGUACUGUGGCCGCCACUAUCGCUCACUUGCACGCCAUCUGGAAAAGCACCAUGCCAACCAACCUGAAGUCAGAACAGCCAUGGAGCUGGCACAUUUGCACACGCACAGCUCUUCAAACGGCAACGCCGCACAUCCUCACCCCUCACCGUCCUCCACCUCCGCUCCUCACGGUCAUUCCUUUGCUGUCCCUCAGCCCUCGGCCUCCAACCCUACUCCACCUCCUCUCUUCUCCAGAGAGAGGGAAUCACCAGCUACACGCUCAAGCACAGGUGGCGUCUCAUUCUCCCUCUCGCUUUCACCAACACCUCCUGCUCAGCCAGCAGUCACCAAAAAGGGACCUAGCUUACCGCCGCCCUCCGCAAAACGCCCAUCAACCCCGAUGGUGUCAAGGGUGAAGAGUCCAUCACCGCCUCCCCCAUCUACACCCAGAAGGGGUCGGAGGAUGAAGAAAGAAAAGCUUGAAGAGCAGCAAAAGGUGGAGGUGGAGAGCUCGAGAAGUCAAGAGGAGCUGGUUCCACCUCCUACUCCAGAGCCAGACGUGGACCCAGAGGAAGAUCUGGAGCUGAGUGGUGAGGGAGAAGACGAUCCGCCAGAGGAGAAGAAUGGAGAGAUUGCAAGCACCCAUAGACAUCACAUGUCUCCGUUGCUCUCUUCCCUCUCCUGUUUGGUCCUCUACCUCCGCCGCCAGCAGCAUUCCUCUUUCCUUUCUUUAACCCGGUCUCCUCACUCUGCCGAAGCCUGGCGCUUGCUCUGUCAUUCAAGCCUUUCCCUGCUCAUCCUCUACAACCGCCACCGGGAAUGUGAGGUGGCCAAGCUCACUAUCCAGGACUACCGCAACCGUACCACCCCCCCAGCCAACUCCAGUAACAGCUCCCCCACUGGCAUGGAAGCCCUCCUAUCCCCCUUUGAGCGCCAGAUCCUUUGUCAUCUCCCACGGGCUGGUGUUUUGGGCAAGCGUGGUCGCAUCCAGCCUCUUAUUUUCCCACCACACUGUGAGUCCUGCAUAGACCUACUCCUUCAAACCAGUCCCAAUGUGGGUGUUGACCCAGAGAGCCCCUAUGUCUUCUCUCGGCCCUACCACUCUCCUGCCACCCCGCUCAGGGGCACAGACCUUUUAAGAAACCUGGCACGAGCUAGCGGGGCCAAAAACCCUGGAGCACUGACAGCGACUCGUGUGCGACGGCAAGUAGCAAUUCUAACUCAGCUACUGCUAUUAGAAGAGGGUGAGGGCCAGGGUGGAGCUAUCAAACGGCUGGAGGACUUCCUGGAACGGGAGUACCAUGUAACCCAAAACUGCUCCACAAUCCUGCGGGAUCCAGCACUGAUGGGUCGUGUGGGUCGUGUUGUUCUUUAUGGAGAGAGGGAAGGUGUGCUUUUCCGAGGGAUGAGCCUGCAGCACAUCUGCCUUGAGUUGGAUGUAAUGUCUGGCAACUCAGCUGACUCAUUUUCAGAAGAAUCUGAGGCAGAGGAAGAAAAGGAGGAAGUUAAGGAGAAAGCUGAGGUGAUGGUGAAGAAGAAAGGACCAGGACGACCACCGCGGAAGAAGAGACCACCCAUUCCUUCUCCAAUCAGCCCGUCAAUAGCCAAUGCUCAUAAGAGGAGAUGCAUUCCACCCAAAUCAGGAAAACGUGGUGUGCUGAAGCGUCCUUGGUCAGAGGCGGAGCGUGAAGCGGUGGAGACUCACCUAAACAGAAACAUUGCAGAGCUGCGAGUCCCUGCGAAGGCGGACUGUGAGCGCUGCCUUGAACUCUGCCCUCUGCUGGUGAGCAACCAGCGAGACUGGAGGGCAAUUAAGUUUUAUGUUCACAAUCGUAUCCAGUUGCUGAAGAAGCAGGGGAGGAGGGAAAGCGCUGCCUCGCUCUGCUAGGGCGAGACACAGAGGACACAUACCAUAAUGUAUAAACCACCAGCAAUCAAAAUGAAGACAAAAAAGUCUCAUGGUGGAGUGCAGCUUCUCUUUUACUUUUCUUUCAUGGUACCUGAAGUUAGGUGCAUGUCUUUUCUCAUCACCCUGGUCAUAAGCGAUUAGUGUAAUGAAACUGACUAAGCUAAGAAAACAGAUGGGUUGGUCCAGUUAAGGAAUCAUUCAUAGUCAGUGUUUGGGAUGCCCAGUGUCUGUUUUUCCAGAUGUAUUUUUAAGCAGUUUGACAAGGUGUACUUAAAAGCGUGACUACGAGUUCAUGCUUUUUUUUUCUCCUUUUUUUAAAGACCGUUUUUCAUGUCAUCUUUGUUAUUGUAUUAGAUAGUUGACGGUGGAGAGUGGUGGGAACGGUAGUGGUAGGAGAGAGACAGAGAAGAUGAAAUGCAACAGAGGUUCUUGGAGGCUGCAGUACACACUUUAGAGCACCAGGACAUGCUACAGCACAUGAUCCUCGGUCUGGUGUUUGUUUCCGUUGAAGGCUGAUGACCAAACACGAAUGUGAAAAGCUUUGAAAGAGGAAACCAAUGGUUCUGAACAUUUAAAAAAGUCCCCACAGAUAGACUAUGUGUCUUCAGGACCGAGACAUGUAUGAACUUGUAUAGUUUGUGUUUGAUAUCGACUGACAUUGUACCCCCAACCCAUGGCCCCUCAACUAACAAGUGUAUUAAAAAAAAAGUAUUCAAAGUGUUGGACCAUGAUUCACCUGUGAAGUGGUUCUUCCAUACCCCCAUACCAUGAUCAUAGUCAGACUAUUGUAUCAAGGCACGCCUACUUGAAUUUAUUACGUAUCAAAAUUUUAAAAGCUGUUAUUACAUAUGGUCUUAUUCACAGUGUAAAUACUUCCUUAUCUAUGAAAAGUAUACAGUAGUGAUGGCAAACUUAGUAUUGUGUUAUGGUGUAUAUACUGUAAAUACUACCUGUACUUAUUAAAGUGUAUGACAUUUUGCUGUGUUUUCUUAAACUGGAGUUUUACAUUGUGGAUACAGAGUGACAGAAAGAAAAUAGAAAUAAAAAAUAAACAGGAUUCCAAAUGG
Molecule: messenger RNA, 3966 nt
Organism: Scatophagus argus
Lineage: Eukaryota; Metazoa; Chordata; Actinopteri; Scatophagidae
Exons: 8
Coding region: 35-2878 (947 amino acids)
Molecular function (GO): protein binding
Source: RefSeq, a predicted model, not a curated record